GAGAGAGAGAGAGAGAGAAUGGCUACCUUCUUCUCCAUUACAGCUAUACUCGGAAUAGUUCUCCUUGCCGUUACUUCUGCCGUUAACUCCUGCCCGCCGUCAGAUAGGGCAGCUCUUCUGGCCUUCAAAGCAGCUCUGCAGGAACCCUACUUGGGCAUCUUCAACUCAUGGACGGGCAUCGACUGUUGCCACAACUGGUACGGCGUUAGUUGCGACCCAAUGACUCGCCGAGUCGCCGACAUCACUCUCCGGGGUGAAUCCGAAGACCCCAUCUUCGAAAAAGCACACCGGGCCGGUUACAUGACCGGCUAUAUCUCUCCGGCGAUCUGUAAACUGACCCGUCUCUCAAGCAUCAUCAUCGCCGACUGGAAGGGAAUCUCCGGGACUAUUCCACCUUGCAUUACAAGCUUACCAUUUCUCCGAAUCUUUGACUUGAUCGGAAACAAAAUCUCCGGCGAAAUCCCAUCCGAUAUCGGCCGACUGAGUCGACUUACUGUGCUGAACCUUGCCGACAAUUACAUUUCCGGUACAAUCCCACGUUCAUUAACUAACCUCUCUUCGUUAAUGCACUUAGAUCUCCGAAACAACCGAAUCUCUGGCACACUUCCACGAAAUUUCGGGAAGCUUCGAAUGCUGAGUCGGGCUUUACUGAGUCGAAACCAGCUUAACGGAGAGAUACCCAGUUCAAUAUCUUACAUAUAUCGCCUUUCCGAUUUGGAUCUCUCUCUGAAUCAACUUUCCGGCGAAAUUCCGGCUUCUCUGGGUAAAAUGGCUGUUCUCGCUACGUUAAAUCUUGACGGUAACAAAAUUUCCGGUUCUAUUCCUCCGUCAUUGAUUGAUUCGACGAUUAGUAUACUGAAUCUGAGUCGAAAUGGGAUUGAAGGUGUUAUACCAGAUGUUUUCGGGCCGAAAUCGUAUUUUAUGGUGAUGGAUUUGUCGUAUAAUAGUUUGAGAGGACAGUUACCCAAGACAACCUCGUUGGCGUCGUUUAUCGGCCACCUUGAUGUGAGCCACAACCACCUCUGUGGACCGAUUCCGGUUGGUUCGCCAUUCGAUCAUCUUGAGGCGUCGUCGUUUGUUUACAAUGACUGUCUUUGUGGGAAGCCACUCAGCGCUUGUUAGACUAUUAUAGGCUUCGAGCUGAUCAAAGUAUGGAUUGAGAAAAUUACACUUAAUCCCCCUCAAUGAUAUCCCUUGUUCCACAUGUUCCCUAAAGUAUCAAAAUUUUCAUAUUGCAUCUUAAAUUAUUGCUCUGAGUUUUACG
Molecule: messenger RNA, 1264 nt
Organism: Ilex paraguariensis (yerba mate)
Lineage: Eukaryota; Viridiplantae; Streptophyta; Magnoliopsida; Aquifoliales; Aquifoliaceae
Source: the annotation of a GenBank genome assembly